ACAAGCACAACAAAUGAUUGAUCUGCGACGUAGAAAUCCGAUCUAUUUCAAUUGUUUAUUAGAUAGAUUAGACACAAUAGCAACACAAAUAUGGGAUAAGCUUCAUUGUAUUUGUAAUAAUUUUAUAGAUCGCCGAUUAAUUCAGGAUUUUUAUCGUCAGUUAGAGACAGACAUUAUGUGGAAUCAGCAAUUAUUAAAGGAUAAUGAUUUGUCGCUUCCAAAAUUCAAUGAAGUUUGCUCAAUUGCAAAUAAAUUUGGAUUAAAAGGAAAGCUUACAGGUUUUACAGGGGGAUACGUAUACAUUCUUCUAUCACCAAAGGUUACAGACGAAACAAUCAAUAAAAUUAAGGCACAAUUCUUGAAGCAACGUAUCGAUUGCAUAUCUUCCACCUUUGAUAUCGAUGGAGUGAAAAUUGAUUGAAUAAUUCUACUCUAAAAUUAUAGCGACUCCAUACAACAAGAUUGCAGCAGUAUUGUGGCAACAUUUCACUGCAAUAUUACAGCAUUGCAUAAACAUUGUGAAAUAUUGCAGCAAUUUUGCUGCAAAGUUGCAGCAACGAUAAAAUGUCCGC
Molecule: messenger RNA, 572 nt
Organism: Nylanderia fulva
Lineage: Eukaryota; Metazoa; Arthropoda; Insecta; Hymenoptera; Formicidae
Source: RefSeq, a predicted model, not a curated record